Molecule: messenger RNA, 1914 nt
Organism: Aspergillus versicolor CBS 583.65
Lineage: Eukaryota; Fungi; Ascomycota; Eurotiomycetes; Eurotiales; Aspergillaceae
Exons: 3
Coding region: 1-1914 (637 amino acids)
Biological process (GO): regulation of DNA-templated transcription; DNA-templated transcription
Cellular component (GO): nucleus
Molecular function (GO): DNA binding; DNA-binding transcription factor activity, RNA polymerase II-specific; zinc ion binding
Source: RefSeq, a predicted model, not a curated record
AUGUCUGAUACUUCCUCCGCCCAUGCCUGCGGGCCCUGUCGUGCUACCAAAGUGGGUUGUGACAAGUCGCGGCCGCGCUGCAUGCGAUGUCUUCGCAGGGGCCUGGACUGCUGCUAUGCGCCGAAAGCGGCGCCCCUCGGUCGGAAGGCUGGUCGAGUGACAAGGCGGAACCGUGUUCCUAAGGCCUGUCUGCGCUGUCGCCAGUUGAAGAUCAAAUGUGACCGGCAGCAGCCCUGCGGUCGCUGCAUCAAGGCCAACGGCGGCCGUGACUGUCACUAUCCAAGGCCGUCGACUGAGCCAGACAAGGAGUUUGUUCCACUGUGGAAGCAGACAUUUCAUAGUGGAAUCCACUGGUCGGGACUCAUUCAGAAUAUCCAGAGCCUGUUGAAGCAUCGUCGGUGGGCUGAAAACCAGGAGGCCGAUGAGCAUGUAACGUUCUCGUCUGGUGAUAACAUCUUUGGCAACAUCGGCCCUCUGUCGAGUGCACCGCGGAGAACGCUACUGUCUUAUAUCCCACCAAGAGAUGUCGCCCAGUCAUUUGUCGCGCAGUACCUGGACAGCGUUGAGCCAUUCCACCAGAUCCUCCAUGUUCCCACCUUCAAAGAGCAGCUCGAAGUCUUCUGGAGCAAGCCCGGAACUGUCGACGACGGAUGGCUGGCGCAGCUAUUCGCCAUCCUUGCUUUGGGCUGUCAGCUACACUGUAUAACUGCAUCAACCAGCAAGGACAUGGGGAUAUCGCCAGAUCGCCUAUUCGAAGGAGCCCAGGCGUGUCUGCAGCGAACGCCAUUCAUGAUACGGCCACAGCUGACCAGUAUUCGAGCCUUGUGUCUCUUCGUUAUCUUCAAACAGACCAAGGUCAUGAUGACGUGCGUCGAAUGCGACGCCCUCUGGCCUGCAACAGGCCUCAUCGUCCGACUUGCAGUAUUACUAGGACUUCACUCAACUGAUUCAGACCAACACCCGCAGUUCGAGUCCAGCGAAACCACCGUCCGAAACCGUCUCUGGGCGGCGGUCAUCCUGCUAGAUCUACGUCAGAGCCUCGCAGCCGGAAUGCCCAUAAUCCCACCAUCAAGCGAUCUCAUCGCAGAGCCUUUAUUCACAAUCCACCAGCAGAACCCUGCCACCGGAACUGGAACUGCAACAGACCUCAUCUUCCCCCUCGUCUACGACAUCCUCCCCCAGAUCUUCCGCAUCCUGGAGCUAGCCACCUCGCCCCAGGUAACCCUCGCAUACAGCCAAGUCGCCAGCUACGACCGCCAAAUCCGCGCCCUCCUCAAAUACCACGAAACCUCGUUCCUGACACAUCAACACGACGACGCCCGCUUCCAAUGGACCAUGACGAACGUCUUCUUCCGCCGCGUCCUCCUCGCCCUCCACAGCCGUCUCUACCAAGAACCAGACGCCCCGACUCGGUAUCCGGUGUCGUACUGGUCCUCGCUCGAAUGCAGCAUCUCCUUGCUCUCGACGCAGCGCGAGCUGUGGGAUACCUCCUCCCAAGCACCGUCUAGUUCAAAUCGAGAGGCAAAAACAGCAGGGUUCUUAGCCCGCCUCUUCAUCCAGGAAUUCUUCCUUGCCGUCGUGACGGUCUGUUUCCAUCUAGUCCAGGAACAGGCCCCACUUGUAUCUGGGAAUGGACUAUGGUGUCAGGGUCAUGCGCGGCGGACGAUACUGGAGCUGUUGCGCUCGUGUCGGGAUAUUUGGCGAGUGGAGAAGGGGGCGUCGGUUUGUCAUGGCAGGUCGUUUCGGAUGAUUGAUUCGAUGGUGAGGUUUUUGGAGGAGGGGUCUGGCGAGAGUGAGCAUGCGAAUGACGAGUGGGAGGGUGAGGUGGUGUGUACGUGUGCUAAAGAGGGGUGUGAGAUGUUUUCUCUGGAGUGGGUUGAUGGGGCUGGGGUAGAGAUUGCUGGAUUAGAGUGA